Messenger RNA from Haemonchus placei, 489 nucleotides. Lineage: Eukaryota; Metazoa; Nematoda; Chromadorea; Rhabditida; Trichostrongylidae. The record is from the annotation of a GenBank genome assembly.
AUGGGGUGUACGCUUCGUGCGCGACUGAAUCAAAUAUGCUCCAUUUGGUACACUACACUAGUAUUGUGUAUUCAAAGCUACCUCCUUUACCUGGGAUUUGAGAGAUAUAAAUUGUACACGGAGAUGAAAUGGCCAACUGGUGGCUAUCCGCAUGUGUGGCUGACCAUUUACAUUACACUCUAUGCGGCCUGUGUUCCAUUGUCUGUGCUAUUCUUCUCGUUUGGUUUUUUCAAAUCCGGCAAUAUCGCCGGAGAUAAUGAGCGUCUCGCCGAGAGAGAAGAUCGUGUCAUUGAGGUCUCACGUAAUCGCAAGGGAGAAAAAUCAGGUGCAUUUAUGAGUUGCCUCCACGGUAUGAAGUCGUGCUGGCAGCACAGUCCACCGAUGCCACAACAAAUUCACGUCAUCACCGCUCUAUGUCAACUGGUUGCACAACAAUUUAUGAUCUCACAGCUCUAUCGCUAUGGAUUUGUCAAUUCCGGUCGGCCAUAA